AAAAACACAUACAUUCACACACACUCGCACAUUUGUUUUACAUUGUGUGUGUGAGUUUCACGAACUUUCCCCCUUUGUGACCAAUUGUUCUUUUUUUUACCUGUUUAGUUUUCUUCUUUUCUCUCACUGUUGCAGUCUUUAGUUAUUUUGUGUUAUUCGAAUAUGUUAAUUUUUGAACGGACACACGCGACACUAAUAUUUAAAAACACUUACUACUCAAAGAGAUAAAAAGUUGAAACUCACCCAUUUUUAGGAAACAAAAAAAAAAUUUUUUGAACAUAAUUUAUAUAAACGGGAUAAUAAACGAAAGUGUUGAAACAUUAAAAAUAAAGUAUGCUUAACUAAAAGUGCAAAGCGAUAACGAAUAUUUAAAAAGAAAAGUUUAGUGAUUUUUUUUUCGUUUGAAGAAAUGCAAAUAACAAACGUAAUAAUAGUAAUAAUAUAAUAUUAUCGAUAAUAAUUGCGAUUGCAACAAUAAAUAAAAAAAACAUUGAGAAAUUAGCCGGUAAAUAAAAGGCAGAUAGAUAACAUGUAGUGAAAACGAUUUAAAAAUCGAUCGGAAAGUAGUACGAUACAAGUUUUUUGCCUGAGAGGAGAAAAAUAAGAAGAUAAGAGAGCAACAGAAGCCAGAAAGAGAAAAAUCAAUCAAGCAUAUAUAAUAUAAGCAUCGAUCCCGACGAAGACGGGAACACAAAGCAAAAAAAAAAACACACACACUCAAACACACAUAGAGAGACAUCGUCUUUUAGUUAUUAGUUUUUUUCUCUAGCUGAUUACCGAAAUGUCAAGACAUUCAUAUACACAGAAUUACGGCGUGCCGUCGAACACACAUCCCCCGCAUGCCGGUGCUAAUAGUUCAAAUGUUAUCAAUCGACAAACAGCAAAUACAAAUAAAUACGACAAAGCGCCACCACAAACAAAUUCAAAUAAAUAUGAUCAACAAAAUCAACCCCAAAUCACACUAGCUAACGUUUCGUCACAGCAACAGCAACAACAACAGUUGCAACAGCAGAAAAAUAAAUUAGUUAGUUCGGAUUACACGAUACAAGCUCCGCCAGGGUCGCAUCAACAGCAUGUAACAAUACCUCAUAGUAAUUUUCGUUUGCCUCAUGCCAAUAAUAACUAUCAUGUGACGCAGCCGAGUGUGAACUAUUCACAAAGUGUGCCACCGCAACCACCCACUGCACAUUCAACUUCGGAUCGACAAUCUGUUUGUCAAAUAGGGCAACAGCAGCAAAAUCAGCAGACAUCGCAACAGAGUCAAGAUCACAAAAUGCAGCCACAACAGCAACCCUCCCAACAACAAUUCCACUCGAGCCACCCUUACCAAAUGGUACGGGGCCAAGGGCAACGUAUACCAACACAACCAACGCGAAUGAACAACAUGGUUGUGAAUCGUCAACAGCAACAAAACCAGCAAAUGGCUCAAACUCAUCAAACUGCCGUACCUUCUCAACAAGGGUUUAUUUAUUUGACACACCCGCAAGUAUUUACCGCAUACGGCCAAAAUAAUCCAAAUUUCUUGCAACAUAAGAAUACGGGCGUUCCACAGAGCUAUUAUCAUCAGCAAUAUUAUAUGCAAACCUUGCAACCACAGAUUUCACGAGGGACUGGCGCCACGAAUCCUCAACACAUGCCUUCAAUGAAUGCUGGUGUUGCUGCUGGAGGGAGUUCACAAAUUCCAUCACACCAGCAAGCUCCACAUCAAUUAGGUCAACUUCAUUUAGCACAAGGCGUUACCUCAUACGUACCAACGUUACAGCCACGUUCACAACCGGCGAGUGAAACUACUCAAGUGCAGAAGCGAGCUUCAAAACGUAUUCCAAUCAUAAAUCCGACUACAAAUGAAGAAGUAGUACCAGAGAGUAAAGUUUCCACGCAACAUAGCUCCGGUUCAGCGGCAUUAAAAAUCGAAGCACCAACUUCACAAAUUCCGAAUCAAUCACAACAACAGAGCCAGAAAUCGUCAAAUGAACCUGCAUGUGAUACAACAAAUGAACCGGAACAAUCAACAAGUGAUCAUUCAAGUGUUGAGGUUCCAAUGGAAACGAGUAGUACAGAAGAACCGCCACAUACACCAGUUGUUUCAGCUAUUGCUGACGGUCCGUCGGUUGAUAUAAUGCCAAAACAGUCGAAAAAUGUCAAACGAAGUAACAAGUCAUCUGAAUGGCAGACGCCAUCAGCCGAGAAAACGAAUACAGAUAGCUCUACGUGUGAUAAUUACUCAAAAGUUGCAUCGUUAGGCAAUUCAUCAAGUUCCACAAAUAAUGAAUGGGUGAAAAAUAACCAGGCCGCACCAAAGGUGUCAAUUGAAAGUGAACACAAAGAUUCACAACAAAAACAUAAUCCGAAAUCGAAACAUUCGGCUGCCAACCAUAAUAUUGCUCCAUCGUCAAAUAAAGGUAAAGCUGCUGCCCAAACGACAGACGCUCCAACAAAUAUGGUGGCGAAUGUACAACAGCCAGCACCAGCUAAAGAACAACCACAAAGUGAACCCAAACCAGUUGUACCGGUAACCGUACAACAAGAACAAACAAAAGUGGAGAACACAAACAGCGCUCGAAGUAACGAGAAAACAAAACAGCCUCCACAACAAGCGAAUAAAGCGCAUUCGGAAGAAAGUGUAACAAAAAGCAAUAAGGAAAAAGUCACCGAAAGCACUAUGAGCAAUAGUAGCAGUGUGAACGUACCAACAGAAGUUGCCGAUGUAGAAAAUACAACAAAGACAAAGAUCACGACCAAUACAUCAAUUGAUGAGACUGAUAAAUUAAUCAAUUCCCUCGAUUCGAUGUCCAUAAGUAAUAAAGAAACGAACGCAGAAAAAAAUGAUAAAUUAGAUGCUAAAUCGGUAGAAUUCAAUAAUAAUAGUCAAAAAGCGGUCACUCCAAAAACUGAAGCGCCGACGAAAGUUGUUGAACCGGCCAAAAUAGCGGAAACAAUUGCGCAAACUGUUGUUGAACAGCCGCAACCACAACAACAGCCACAACAACAUCAACAACAACAAAAAUCUUCAAAUAAUAAACAAGUAACCGCCACGCCUAAAACUGAUUCGCAGACUGAUCUUCGAAGUUCAGAGAAUGAUUUAAGAGCUUCCGAUAAAUUGGAAACAACCAGCAACAUGCCAGCCUCCGUAACCAAUAAUGAUGGCUUAGUCGAAACAAUAAUCAAUAAUAAUUUAACCAAUACCAUUAGCGCAAACAAUAAUAAUAACCAAUUGAAUAAUGCUGUUGACAAAGAUUCCGACAAUAAUGUCGUGAACAGUGAGAUGGAAAAGACAGUGUCAUCGGAACCACAAGAAGUAACUGCAGUCGAACCACCAUCACAAUCGACCGCAACCGUUACAGUUCGACCGCAACAACCGGCUGCUGGUGCACCACAACCACCAACGGUACCAGCGGUACCGAAGCCAAAAUUGUUGCUUAAUUACGAAGAAGGUCAAUGGUCACCGGACAAUACCGAUGGUAAAAAGUGCUAUAAUCGCCAGCAAAUAAUGUCAUUGCGUGAUGCGGAUGCAUCACAAACAUUACCACAAAUUCAAGAUAGUUUCUCGCUCAUCCGCAAAAAUUCCCCAUCAAAUGGUAACAAUAACAAUAAGAAUCAAUCGUCUUCAAAUAGUCGCAAUCAAUAUGGUAAACGGCCGUCAACGCAAGGCGGUGCCGGUGGCAAUCAACAAAUGUCACAAGGUGGUGGUAAAGGUAGUAAAUCUGGUAUGAUUCAUGUUAGUUUAUCGUUGCGCGAAGAUGUUAAAUUAAAUGAAUCGGCCACACCAUGGAAACCAUCAUUUAUUGGAACAAAAGACCCAGCGGCCAGCAGUCCAGUUGAUCCAAAUAAUAUUGAGGUAUUGUGCAAACGUGUGCGCGGUAUUUUAAAUAAAUUAACACCGGAAAAAUUCGAACCAUUGCUUGAACAAUUGCAAGCAUUAAAUCUUGAUACCAACGAAAAAUUGUCGAGUGUCAUUUCGCUGGUAUUCGAAAAGGCCAUCGAUGAGCCAAACUUUUCACAAGCAUAUGCACAAUUGUGUCUAAAAUUAUCGAAACCAAUGGAAGAUAAAGAGCGCGAAGAAAAUGAACAAAAAUCGGGCGAUAAGAGCAAUAAAGACACGAAAACGGCUGUGUUCAAAAAGGAAUUGCUGAAUAAAUGUCAAACGGAGUUCAACACUCAUGUGGCAAAUGAAAAUGCGAUACGUGAAAAACUAAAACCAAUUCAGACUGAACUCAACGAAACGACCGAUCAAAAUCGAAAAAUGGAAUUGACUAUGAUAUUGGAAGAGGAAGAGCGUAAACUUCGUCGGCGUUCGGUUGGUACGGUACGUUUUAUUGGUGAAUUAUAUCGACAAAAUAUGUUGCUUACCAGCAUCAUGGAAUGGUGUGUCAUGAUUUUGUUGAACAUUUGUACCGAAGAAAAACUUGAAUGCUUGUGCAAAUUAUUGACAACCGUUGGACAAAAAAUGGAAUUCAAAAGUGGUGAUGAAGAUUUUGAUAAAAAAUAUUAUCGAGAUCUAACGCCACACUUCCAAAAAAUGCAACAAAUUGCAUCGGAUAAAAAACAAUCGAAAAUUAGCAGCCGCGUUCGUUUCAUGUUAAUGGAUGUGAUUGAAUUGCGAAAAAAUAAAUGGGUGCCACGUCGUUCCGACUCAAAUCCAAAGAAAAUGGAUCAAAUCCAAAAGGAAGUGAGGGAGGAGCAAUACAUUAAGCAAAUUCAAAUGCUUGCCUCCACAAUGCCAAGCUCCGGAAUGGGCAACAAUAAUAUGCGAAAAGACAACCGAGAUCGCAACGAUCGAGGUAGCAUGCCACGUGGUGGUAGUAUGUCAGGUAGUGGCUAUAAUAACAACAACAAAUUAAGUCGAGGCAAUUACCAAGAUAACGACGGAUGGAUUCAACAGGUUGGCAAUAAAAAUCGUGGUGGCAACAAUAGCACAUCAUUUGAUCCAACGAAAUUCAGGGCUACAUCUAAAAUAGAAGAUAUUACAACUACAUCAUUGGGUACACCAAAGCAAUUCCAAUGGAAAUUAAAUGCUGCACCAACGGCAACAACAAGCCUAACAAAUAGUUUUUCAGCGCUUGAAUCAGAUUACAAACCAAUGUCCGGUAAUCGUUCAAAGGAGCCAUACCAUUCAAAGGGAUCAAUGGAACGUGAACGAGAUGGUCCACACUCAAGAAGUGGUUCACAACAUGGUUCACGUGAUAAUUCGGCAGCUAGAAAUUCAUAUUCCUCACGUAGUUUACAAAUGCGUCCACCACAGAUGCAAUACAAUACAUUGCCAUUGAAUUCAAAUUCGUCAUCGUCGUCAUCGCAAAGGGGUAUUCGUAGUGAUAAUAAAUUGAACAACCAAUCGUUAUCAUCAUCAACAACAUCGUUAUCAACAAGCAAUUUACCGUCAUCAUCAUCGCUAACGCCGUCAUCUUCCGAUCCGAAAUUAUCCGAAGACAUUAGUGAACAAACCGAAAAAUUGAUAAGUUCGACACUGAAAAAUCUGCUGAAUAAAGUUGAAAAGAAUGAAAUCAUCGGCUAUAACGAUUUAGACGAAGCCCCACAAUUAGAUAAAAUUAAUAAAAAUCAUCGAUGGGCACUCGUACGCGAUUUACACAAUCGUGCUGUUGAUAUAUCCGGUUUGACGGAAGAGAAACGCUGUUUUAUUGGCACCAUUUGUACCUAUUGGCUUAACAAUAACCAAAUUACUAAACAAGAUUAUGUUAAAGGUUUGUUAGAGUACAUAAAUUUAUUGGCCGACAUUGUUAUGGACGUGCCGAAAAUUUAUGAAUGGACGGCUCAGAUGAUAUCGGUCGCAUUCUUCAGCAAUAUUAUCACAUUGAAUGACUUGAAAAACACGGCAGAAGAAUCACGUGCUAAGAUUUUGGCAAGCUUAUUGCCAUUCAUGGCAUACGAAUAUGGCCCACAAUACUUACGUGAUUUGUGGAAACGGUCAGACUGUAAAUGGGAACAGUUUGUUGCAGAUGGCAGUGACAUCGCUAAUUUUGUGGAACAAAAUAAAUUGAAAUUUGUAGUUGAUCCAAAAGAAUCGCUGCCACCAGCUAGUACCAAAAUACCAAAUGACCGGUUUAGACAAAGAAUCUAUCAAUUGGUUCGCAAAGACAGUUUUACAGAAAAAGAAGUUGCUGAAUAUAUUAAGAUUCAUGUGCCUACAAUUAAUAAACAAAGUAUACGUUUAUUAACAAAAACGUUGAUUGAAGCCGCGCUAAGUAAAACGAAAGCCGGCUAUUCACUGGAUGAUAAAUAUCUCCCAAAUAGUAUAGACAUUUUGAAAGGUUAUAUUGGUGAGAAGCAGGACUUACAGUUGGAAUCCUUGUACGCCAUUCAAUUGCUGAGCAAUGAAUUGGAACAUCCAUCAGGUUUCUUGCAUAAAGUGUUUUCCAAAUUAUAUGAUGAUGAGGUUGUUCCUGCGAGCGUUUUUAAACAAUGGGAGACAUCAACUAGCGAACCAUUGGGCAAAGGAGUUGCAGUUAAAAAUUUAACACAGUUCCUUAAGUUUGUUGAUGAAGAUUCGUACGAUUCAGACGAAGGAGAUGCUAAAUAAAUUCACUGGUUAAAUAAAUAAAAAGUAGGAAAAAAGUGAAAAAAAAAUUUGAAGAAAAAAAAUACACAGAGAAAAAAGUUGUAAUAAAUAAACUUCUAAUUAUAUGCAUAUAAAAUUAGAUAUUUUUGAAAGUAAUCUUUAAAAAUUAAAUCUGAAGAAAAUAAAAAAAAAUAAACCGAGCAGACGCAACACUUACGCUGACUUGAAAGAAAAAAUACAAAAAAAAGAAAAGAAGAGUAAAAAAUAGAACAACACAAGUCUUUAAAAAAAAACAGAACAUAUUUAUAUAUACAUCAAAACAGGGUGUCUGAGAUGUAAUCGGUCGAAGCUUGUGGGCUGACAAACCGAACUCGCCUUUUGUCGGGCCGGUCAAAAAAAAAAUCUGUUCGCGCUAUCCGUCUCGAUGUUUGACGAGCGAUGGUGGUGUUAGCCAACAGGAUUUGACGGGUGAUAUGCCCGAUAACUUGUGCUUAAGAAAGAAUAAAAUUGAAUUCUUUUGUAAAGGAAUGCAAAUAUUAAGUUAUACUGUAUCUUUUAGAUUAAACAAAUAAAUUAAUGGAAAAAUAAAUGAGAGAAAAAAAAAACAAACCCA
Molecule: messenger RNA, 7127 nt
Organism: Contarinia nasturtii (swede midge)
Lineage: Eukaryota; Metazoa; Arthropoda; Insecta; Diptera; Cecidomyiidae
Gene: eIF4G1
Product: eukaryotic translation initiation factor 4 gamma 3
Exons: 22
Coding region: 782-6535 (1917 amino acids)
Cellular component (GO): eukaryotic translation initiation factor 4F complex
Molecular function (GO): protein binding; translation initiation factor activity; mRNA binding
Source: RefSeq, a predicted model, not a curated record